Phalacrocorax carbo (great cormorant) is the source of this 5846-nucleotide messenger RNA. Lineage: Eukaryota; Metazoa; Chordata; Aves; Suliformes; Phalacrocoracidae. The record is from RefSeq and is a predicted model, not a curated record.
ACAUUCAGAGGCUGAGGUUCUGCCUGCAAGUGAAGAGACAGAUGACUGCCAUUGGUUAGAAAGAUAUGCUGAAUCCAGCCUCGGUUCAUUCUGUAGGAAGGGAUUAUAUCCUCUGUGUUGCAGUCUAACGCAAGAGUGACUCUAACCUAAAGGUAAGAGAUUCACCUAAAAGCCUUGUGUUAAGGGUGUCAGACUUGCCUUGAGUAUCAGACAGUUAGGGUCAAAUGUAAAGUAGUAUGUCAACUUCUAAGUCUCUUAACAGCAAAUAGAGUUGCUUGCUGGCUGCUUUGAGUAUACAAAGUACCUCAUUUUUCUGAGCUGAAGAUUGUCUAUAUCUCUGAAGUUCUUUCUCCAGAUUACCCUAACUGCUGCCGCAUCAGUGCUCUGCUCCUGUUUGUUGGAAUACAACAUGCUUACCCAAAACAAGUCAGUCUGUGUUGUCUUGGUUUGUUUUGUGGUUUUUUGUGGGUUUUUUUGGGGGGUGGGUUAUUUUUGUGUUCUGUCCAGUAAACUGUGUUUGUCUUUGGUAACCUCCCACAGGAAGAGUAAGAAUUCCCUCAUUGACCAUUGUAUUCCGCCAGCCAGGAGCAAUUUCUCUAAUAGGUGGAGGAGAGGAACCUUCAAUUAAAUCUGUUCAAGCUGAGAAAGCCUUAAAAUAUUUACUUCUCUCUUUCUGUGCAAGUGAUCUAAUGUUCCAACUUACAUAAAAGGCAGCAUCCUCUUCUGGAGGGAUGGUGGGGAGGGGACAAUGUUGGUCCUUUCAAAGAACACUUGGAUACUUCUGAAUUUUGUGAUUGGCGCUGUCGGCUGUGACUGUUUUGGGAACAAGGUUUCUAGAAAAGGCUGUUAGUUGGAAUGCUUCCCUGCCUAUAGAAAUUUUUGUGCUGGUCUCUCUGUGAGGCUUUUAGAUUUUGCCGGUUUUGAGACUGACUUCUAUUCUGCAGUUGGAGAUGCCUGUGUUCUUUCCGUAUGAAACACAGGCUCUUUUUAAUAUCACCCAGGUCCAUCAGAUAAGAGUAACUGAGCCUUUAAUUUUGAUUCCACUUAAGCUAGAGGGAGAGGAUGUUGAUUUAAAGCAAAAGAAGUGGCAACAUGAGCACUUAAUUGGCAGCUGUCUGUAUGUUUUCAUUAAGCCUGUGAUCUCUAUAAUCAACAAAAAGCUGUCAGUGGUUUGUAACUUCAGUAUAGGCAGUGGUUAAAGCACCUGUCAGGAAUGGGAAUUAUUCUGGAGGUACUGGUCCUUGUUGACACCCAAGGUAGGUGCUUAAAACUGAUGCUUUAGGUACUCUGUAAGCAAUUGGUUCCUUAUCAGUUUGAGUGUUUAUUCAUUACUUGUAUACACAGAUUUGUGAUAAGUAUUUAAACCCACAAUGGAGUAAGCAACUCGCUAGCUACCUGCGUAGUGUCUUAAAAAGCUUUGUCAUUCGGCUCUUUUGUGUUUCUUAGCAGUUUCCAGUGCCAAUAGGGCCAGUAACUUUUAAAGCACUUUCGUUGUCUUCAAUUUUGAAUCUAAGGUUGGAAAGCCUUUUGCUGUUAGGAAGGUUUAUGAGACAUCUCUCAAGACCUGGAGGGCAAGAUCUCUGAGGUUCUCAGCAAUCGCUUCUCAGUAGGGUCUGUGAAAGAAUAGCUUUUAGGGAGAACAGGUGGUGUUAGUGAUGUUUCUAGAGGGAUCAAAGACUACAGCCAAGACUUACACCCAAGUUUAGGGAAGCUUUUCUUCAGCAAAGACGGAUAGCACAAAGUUUAACAGAUAGACUUCCCAUACACUUAAAGAAGACUAUGAGACCUAAUGCUGCAAAAAUCAGCGUUGCAUGUCGUAUUUGCCAAGUGCACGGUACAGGUAGAAUUCUAAAUGAAGAUGAGCCAACCAAUGCAGGUGGACUCAAGGCAUUUGGCACUAAGUAGGGAUGUUGCGGGACAGCAUUCUAACAUUUAAUCAAGUUCUGUCAAAGCACAAAGAAAAUGCUAACAAUCAACAGUUAUAUUUAUCUGAUCUUAAACUUCUUUUGUAGCAUGCUUUUCUGUCAUGCCUACCAUACUGCCACUGAACGCGUGCAUUUUAGGAUCAGUGCAUAAACAGUGCUAAUAUAUUACUUUAACCUGUUCAGUGGUUUUUGCAAGCUGCUGAAAACCUCUUUGUGAUUUGUAUGUGGUUCAUGCAGUAUUUCUUCACCACUUCUGUGCCGCGUACUUGUGUAAGAUACAGCUUGGCUGUGGAGCUGAAGCAGAUUGAGAAGAUGGUCUUGCAGCUUCUGGUGUCCAUGUUGCCAGUUUCUGUUGUUAGCUGUUGUAAGUAGUGGACGCGAAGGUCAGCAAGACCAAAACUUUAUCCAGAGUUGUGAUGCUGUCUUUCUGUAGACACCAUCUAUUUCUAGAGAUGCCUGAAUUGACCAAGCACCUUCUCCCCUCGCUUAAGAUUUUCUGUCUUCUGCUCUUGAGAUCCACUGUGUUCUGAGCAGCGUGGGGCAAGUCACUUAUGUGAGUCAGGCUGUAGUUCAGGACCUAGGGAUUGUUUUUUGUCAGGGGCUUAUUCUUGGAGCAGUAUUUAACUCAACCAGUUUUCUAGAAAUAAGCAUUUUUUUUAAUUUCUUCCUUUUAAAGUCGGCUGCAUAACAGGGAGAGGCUCUUGUGGUCUUGUUCUGGGUCAUGGGGUUGCCACUACUGCUCAGCAGAAUGCUCAUCCAAAGACUGUCCUCCCCCUGAAAGAGAUGAUAGAUCAGGCCUGUUUGCAGGACUUUUCAAAUACCAGCAAAAUGACCAAGGCCUUGGUUUAAGCAGAAGGCAAAAGGGUUCCAGGUUAGAACCAUCUCUGCUUGUCCACAUGGUCUCAAGGCUGGGAAAACGGUAUGAAAGUACCAUUGAGCAGAGUCAGGCAGCACUUACCAGGUGAUAGAGUGACACAGUGGUAGGGCAAUAGCAGAGGUCAUGCUGCAUUCUGCUGGAACUAGCGCGUCUGCACAGCUAAGGCUGACCUGCAGUCGGCCCGCAGCACUGGCUAGUUGUCGGCUCUUUUGAACAGCCUUAUCUAAAAUGCCGAAGGGUGGGGGAAAAAGGGAUGCCGUCAGCCGUUCUGCCCUUUAAAAUGCCUCAGAGAGGCAGCAGACUAAACCAGGGAAGUCUUUGGACGUAACAGAAAGUCAGACUGACUUUGCCAGGCCCAUUUUGAAGUAAUUCUUUGAGGUAGGAGCAGUGAUACCUUACAUAUAAACUUGAUGCUGGAUUUUUAGUUUUUAAAUUUUGCCAGAUGACUAAUUUUAUGCAUUCAGCUUCAGACUAAUGCACGCUCAAGUUUAACGUUCUCUGCUUAAAUUGGGAUCAGCUAUCUAAUGUCUAUGAUCUCAGUUCUGCUAGCCAUUUGGGCAAAUACAAUACAGUUUUGGUAAUCAAGGUCAGAGUUGGUCAGAUGUAAAAAGAUGAUUCUUCCCACAAAUUCUUGCAAUUUAUGCAUAGUUCUGAAAGUGCAUAGUGAUUAUAAAAAUCAAUUUUGAUUUAAGAAAAAUGCUUUCUAGGUGUUUGUAGUAUAUCAGAGUAGUUUUGUUGUGACUUGGAAUUCUUGCUUCUGAGUGAUACUCCAUUUCAAAAAGAAAUUCUAAGUUUCUUGUUUAAUCACUAAAAUCUGGGAUUACAGAAUGUUCUACUUUUUUUUCUUUUUUUUUUUUUUAAUAGUAACAGGUCUGCUUUAAUUAGAAUGGCUCUAAUACCGAUUAAAGCAUUAGGCAAACUGAAAUCCUCCCAUCUCUCAGUGAAAUUGAGUGCUGGGAGAACCAUUUAGAUAAUCAAAAUUACAGAAUAUUUCAUUAAGGCAUGCACAGUCAGUCAUAGUAGGAUAAAUGCUCAAAACCCCAAAUCGUGAACUUUCACGGCCUAGCAGAUGAUGUUCUUUCCCAAAAUAGUCUAUGAUCUAGGUAGCAGAUCCUGCAAAUCUUCACCUGAAUAGACCUGGUGAGGCUAAUGAUGUGAAUUAAAGUUUGAAAGAUGAGGACCUACACAAGCAAUCCACAAACAAAAGGUAUCAAGGCUCUGUUAUAGCGUAUAGAUUCAGUCAGAUUAAUUUCUCCUUUACUGACAGUGAAGAUUAAAAACACUAGGUGUUCUAUGCAGCCCCAGUCAGUGGUGAUCUAGAUGGAAAUAGCCUGGGGAAGAGUUGAAAUAAACCCUAAGGAAUGAAAAGUAGGAAGAUAUGAUUUGCUUUUUCUGUGAUUACUUUCUUGAAGAAAAAAAAAGUGAUGAUGGCAGUAAUGCCCCAUUCAUCUGUGAGACAAGCCAACCAUAUGAGAAGGGGAUGAAGAAAAAUAAUUCAAUAUACUUUCUGUCUAAUGUGGUAAAAUAUUAAUGGAUGAAAAGGAUUGUGGUUUUUUUGCUUAAUGAAGAAUUCCAGUUUUCAAAUCUCAUUUGAUUGUGUAAAUACAAAAGGGUUUUUCUGCUCAGUAGCCCAAAUUUUAUGAUUUUACUAUGGGCAUUUAGUCAACCAGAUUUUUAAUUCAGACCUGUUGUGUUCCAGGGAAUGUUUUCAUCUCUGUGAUAGUGAGAGCUUCAAGACCAAAGAAGUCAAAAUGCUGUUGCACACUAUAAUUGAUUUUUUUUGUGUGUGUACAAUUAGCUUAAGGUAUUAAUAUAAAAAAUAGGUAGCUGCAUCUAACAAUUUUUUUGGAGUAAUCUGAACCAUCUGCCUCUAGAUAUUAAGGAGUUCACUCUUUAAUCCAGAUUAUGGCUGACAAACUGGUUUUGGCAUUCAUGUUUCACUAGCAUUGUGCCCUUGAAGAGCUGAUGUGGCUGUAGAAACUCUCUUGCUUACAGUUAUUGGUUUUGAAAACAUUUUUGUUUUGGUUUGGCUUUCUUGUAGUUGUUUUCCUAUAGCUCCUUUUUCCUUGAGAAGAUGGCCUUUCUAAUGAAAAGUAUGUUGAGCAACCAGGUAAAAAAUUUGGGACUUGGAGGUGGAGGGGAAGAAAGCAAAGAAGAAAGCACUCCUUCUGAUCCAGCAGCAGCUGCAGGAAUGACCAGAGAGGAGUAUGAGGAAUAUCAAAAGCAAGUGGUUGAGGAGAAGAUGGAAAGAGAUGCGGCAUUUGCACAGAAAAAAGCAGAGCGAGCCUGUCUGAGGGUUCAUCUGAGAGAAAAGUACAGACUCCCUAAGAGUGAAUUGGAUGAGAAUCAAAUACAGAUGGCUGGAGACGAUGUGGGUUUGCCAGAAGACCUUCAGAAGAUGGUGGCAGAAGAUCAGGUGGAGGAAGAGGACAAGGACUCUAUCCUGGGACAGCUGCAGAACAUCCAGAAUAUGGACAUGGAUGCAAUCAAAGAGAAGGCACAAGCCACCUUCACCGAAAUGAAACAGGCUGCUGAGCAGAAAUGUUCUGUGAUGUAGAAGAGACACCACUAUCGAAGGGUUGUGAAUUCAGCCAUGUCUCACAAGGGGCUGCAGAGCGAGGGCAGGCAGAGGAAUGCGCUUAGGGCUAUAGCAUUAAACGUAAAUAUAGAAAAGCGAGAGAGAGAGAGAGACUUGAAAAUCCCAAGGAGGGGGUCAAAAUUUACGUGCUGUGACAGUUUAGUGCAAAGUUAGAACUGAUCCUCAUUUUUUUAACAUAACAUUUUUACCCAUGGAAGAAAAUGGCUUUAAAAUAGCUAAUAUUGGGGAAGAAAUGUGCCUUUUCCAAUUUUUUUCAAGGUGAGCAAAAUGCUAUUAAAUAUGUAUUUUUUACUGAAAUUGUGCUUCUGAUGCAGAACAUAUAGGUAACCACCCAUUUAAUAGUGCUUUCAGAAAUAAAUACAUAUAUUUCUAAUAAAAACAUGUCUUUUUCAAACAUUUUGAAACAAACACAGUAUUUAAAUGUUGACAUUUUCUGCAAAAAUUU